GCUCAUAAAUCGGCAAGGAAAAAAAAUUCCCCGUGCUCUGCUGUGUUCUACUCCUACACCUGCGACUAAUCCCUCUCUCUCAUCGCCCCCCUCGUCUCGUCGCCCCCCUCCGCUUCGCGCAUCUCACCGCCAUCUCACUCCCGACCCCCCCUCCUUUCCCUUCCCGCUUCUAAUUGAGCGCCAAAGCGGGGGACGUUUGAAUUCCCAGCAGCUUCCGCUUCGAGCGCCUUCUCGAACAUUCUGGAGACGCUGGCGGCCGGCCCCGGUUCUUUCCCCCUCCACUAGGGUUUCGCGUUCCCCUCGGACGGCAUGGGGGACGCCCCCGCGGCGGCGGCGCCCGCUUCGGCCGCGGGGAAGAGGCGGCGCGGCGAUGAAGGCGCAGGGCUGCGGCGGGUAGCGGAGAUCGUGAUGGUGCUCGCUGCGGCCGGGGAGGUGCGGGGCGGGAGGGAGCCCACGGCGGCGGAGCGGGCGCUCGUGGCGGAGGCGCGGGAGAGGCUGUCCGCCGCCGUCGCUGGGGGCGCGGUGCGUCCAAAGGAUCUGUUCCCGGGGGAGGCCGUGCGCGCGGUCGUCGAGGAUCUCGGGCUCAACCGCGCCAAGGACCCCGCCGCCAUGGGGUUCCGCCCGCCCAAGGCCUCCAUCGCCGACAGGCUGAUGCUUACUAAGCGCAAGAUGGAAGAAGUAAAGGAAGCUCCAGCACAACCAACAAUUAGCACACCUCAAACAAUUGUCUCAAGUGGAAUGUCUGAGUUCCACGGUUUUAAUGGGGCUUCCAAGUUUGGUGUGGGAGCUCCUCGGAAUCCACCAGCUGUUGCAGCCUUAGCUGCCACUGCCCCAUUAAGCUCUGCAUCCCUAGUUGCCUUGAAACCACCAGGAUCAUCUCCUGUAAGACCAGUUGCCAACUCCUCAGUUGUUGCCCUACCCUAUUCUGGUCCAUCACACCUUAAAUUGGAGAAAGAUGUUAAUGGUCCUCUGAAUUUAGCACGCAGCGGAGCAACGAUUGUCUACUCAAACAAGUCAACUCAAGACACAUCUGCUAGGUCCAAUGUAAAUGUUGUACAGAGUUCCAAUCAGCUGGUGAAAAACCAGGACACAAAGCCAGUGGCAGGUAACCCCGUUACAGGGCAUCGUGCCACACCAGGAGUGGCAUUUGUUCCGCCAAAACCUACUUUUGCCAACCACAAUGAAAUAGCAAAGAAUGUCCAGCAAUUUCUGCACCAACCUACAAACCAUCCUAGCUGGACUCCACCAUCAACUGAGUACAUGCAUGCUCGCUUGGGCUGCCAAAUGUGCAAAGUUGCUAUCAUUGAUGCGGACAGUUUGCUUGUUUGUGAUGCUUGUGAGAGAGGAGUACACUUGAAAUGCCUUCAGCAGUAUGGUAAUAAGGGUGUUCCUAAAGCUGAGUGGCAUUGUUCAGCAUGCCUCACACAGAGUAAGGGCAAACCCCUGCCACCAAAAUAUGGCAAGGUUACAAGAACUGUUGUUGCAUCGAAGGCUGCUCCACCUGUUGGUGGAGCACAACUUUCUGUGCAGGGAUCAGCAGAAAACAUGGCUGCAAAGGAGAAUCACCAUAAGUUGGCUGCAAAUGGAAAUCUUAUGAAGCCAAUCUCCACACAAGCUGGCAGCAUUUUACACAAUAGUAAUGUAUUGGCUCUGAGUGCUUCCACAGCUAGUUCGCAAUCACAAUUAGUUUCUACCUUAAUCGGAAAUGCUAUUAAGGCUGAAACCUCCUCUAAUGAAAAGGAAGGAACUGAGCUACCAUCCAGUAGUACAACGCAGCAUAAUAUGAAAUCCCCUCCUAACAAAAGAUUGAGAAGUGGUUUCUCUUUGAACUCUGUGGAUUCAGCAAAUGAUAUUAUGCAUGGCAAGCAAACUUCAGAAAUGUCUGGGGUAAAAUGUCCAGAUAAUUCUUUUGCUGUUGGUGCUGAAGCAAAGAUCAAGUCCGAAGCACACUCUGAGCCCCUUCCGAGUAGAGAUGAGGAAAUGGUUGAUAAUAGUGGAACAUCAUUGGAACAAACUUGUACUGUUGCAACUGAAGAAAAGCACAGGGUACAAGCAACCUUCGGUCCAGAUGAAAUGAAAGAUGCGGAGACAACUACCGACACUGGAACAUCAACAGAUCAAGGCAGCGACUUCCCUACUGAAGAAAAUCUCCACAGCGAAGCAACUUCUGAGCCACACACAAUCAAUGAUGUGGAGAUGGCUACCAAUACUGGAAUACCAAUAGAGCAAAGCAGCAGUGUUGCUAUCGAAGAAAAGCUCCAGACAGACUCUGAGCCACAUACCGUCCAAGAUAUGGAAAUGGGUACCAACAGUGCACCACAAAUAGAUCAAAGCAGCAAUCUUGCUACUGAAGAAAAACCCCAGUCUGAACCAACCUCUGCAAUCAGUGAUCUGGAUCUAGCUAAUGCUGGAAUACCAACAGAUCAAACACAGCGUUCAAAUGGGUCAACUGAAAAUGGAGUAAAAGAACCUCCCAGUGGAGAAGCAAAUGAAGACAAAUCUGGCUGUAAUGCAGCCUCAGAUCAUGGCAGUACCCAAAAAGUAGUUCCAAAUGGCAUCUUAUGUCCUGAAAAUGAAACUUUAUGCGUUCAUGAAAAGGAAGCUGUGGGCGUCAGUGCAGAAGCAAAAGAAGAAGUCAACUAGAUUCAGUUGUUGGUUGCAUUCAAUUUUCUCUUGCAGAUGGAAGUAUGAGGAAUGCACCAUUUGUUUUAGUAUCAGUGAUUAACCGUGCACUCUACAUUCUCUUGGAUAACUUUUUAUAAAUUUAGUCAUCGCCAGCCAUUUUUCCUGGAGGUUUGCCCUGUGCCCCUUUGUCUCGUAAAAUCUUUGGAAACAUGGUCAUCAUGCUCAGUUCAGUCAUAAUUCAGUUGCAGUUUCACCAUUAUUUUUCUUGUGCAUUUCUGCUGGCAUGAGGUUUACCGUCAAUCUAUGCAGGCGCCGACACCCUCCUGGAGUAGCUAGAAAAGCCUAGAGCACAGGGAGUCUAAUCCAGUGCUGUUGUACUUUAUGCAGCCCCUUCCAUUUUUCCACUUCGAGCUGUUAUUUUUUUUUCCCUCCUGUUUGUUCUGUGCUUAUCACUGAUGCUGUAAUUAGAUAGUUUCUGGCUGAGUGAGGACUCGAUUAUUGUCACAAUAAUGCUAUUUACCUUCAUCUUGUGAGUUUUGACCUUUGAGA
Molecule: messenger RNA, 3174 nt
Organism: Phragmites australis (common reed)
Lineage: Eukaryota; Viridiplantae; Streptophyta; Magnoliopsida; Poales; Poaceae
Product: PHD finger protein At3g20280-like
Exons: 4
Coding region: 310-2643 (777 amino acids)
Source: RefSeq, a predicted model, not a curated record